Molecule: messenger RNA, 1068 nt
Organism: Paraglomus brasilianum
Lineage: Eukaryota; Fungi; Glomeromycota; Glomeromycetes; Paraglomerales; Paraglomeraceae
Source: the annotation of a GenBank genome assembly
AUGGCAGGAUAUGAAUUACCAGAAGAUUUUAUUAGAGAUUUUCGCCGAUGGUGUGAAUGUGCUAACUAUGACCCAGCAACUCUCAACGCUAUUAACGCAUUGACUAAUAAUCAAAUACGCGCUAUCGACGUUGCCAGAUUUAGAGGUAGAGCUCGGACUAUUCGAGAGACCGCAGCCGAUGGCAAUCUACCUGCGCGACCAUUAGUUCCGCCUCAUUCAGUAUGGGAUGAAGAUUGGAUAACAUCAGGUGGACAGCCAACUGACUUAGCUCCCAAUCCUCCUAAUGCGGGUAAUAAUGGAAAUGCUGUAGCUCCAAAAGUAACUCGUAUUGGUCUUGAACAUCCGAUUUCUACCUUAAUACGGAAAUUGGAAGAAAUUGAAAGACGGAAGGCGGAAUUAAUGUUAGGGCAGUAUGAUCCCAAUUCUCAUCCAGUCACCUCUCAUUCACGAUCUAAAGCUAACACAAAAGAUCCUUAUAUAACAAAUAAUACUGGUAUGACUGAAACCGAAGUCAGAAACUUGGUAAAAUCUAUGAUGUUAUCCGAACAAUCUCAACCUGUCUCACAAACUAUCUCUUCUAAACCUCAGGAGAUCCAAAUCACGCUUUCACAAGAUGAAUUCAAAAAAAUUAUAGCCAGUUUGAAAGGAACUAUCGCUAAAGGACAGCAAACUUUGAAGAAACCCCCCGGACCAGGAAACAAAAAGCGGAUGAUCUUGCUAUGGACCAGUGUGGCAAAACUGGUCAUAAUUCUCGCAACUGCCCUAAAAAUAAAAAAAAGAGCAAGUCUAGACGUUCUAACAAAAGCAGAUCCAAGAAAAAAGAAGUCUAGUCCAAAGAAACGUACUUCACAAAAGAAAUCAGAGCCAGUUCCUGAUAUACCCGAUUCAGAUGAGGAAGAAGAGACAUUGGAUGAUCCUAUGGAGAUAGACUUUGUUCAAAGAAAGGAACCUGCCACAAACCUUGCAACUAUAUCGUGUAAAAUCAAACGCUUAAAAAUUCCAGCAUUGGUACUCGAUAGUGGGGCUGAACCUCCAGAGAAUAAUAAAAAAUUAUAUCUAUUAUUAUAG